Molecule: messenger RNA, 5405 nt
Organism: Alligator mississippiensis (American alligator)
Lineage: Eukaryota; Metazoa; Chordata; Crocodylia; Alligatoridae
Product: homeobox protein otx5
Exons: 4
Coding region: 4430-5302 (290 amino acids)
Biological process (GO): regulation of transcription by RNA polymerase II; multicellular organism development
Cellular component (GO): nucleus
Molecular function (GO): RNA polymerase II cis-regulatory region sequence-specific DNA binding; DNA-binding transcription factor activity, RNA polymerase II-specific
Source: RefSeq, a predicted model, not a curated record
UCAACCUAGUAAAUAUAUAGAGAAGAAGAAGUACGCAUUGCCUUCGAAAGCUUGUCUGCGGCCAUCCUUACCAGAGAGCUGCUCCAAUACAAGGCAUCGCCCACAAAAAUACUUGCCGAAUCGAUGGAUCGCUUCCGGCUGAGCUGCAGACUCAUGGAAAACCUUAUCUAGAACCGAUACAGCAGCAGACGUCCUAUCCAUCACCCUCUGCUUCCUUAAAAAGCCAUUUUUAAUACAUUUAUCUUGCCCUUUUGGGGUUCUUUUAGCAUCCUGGAGGGUAUAUUUCAAUCACUGGGGGUUGCAAAUAUACCUAUAUAUCUAUAUCUAUAUCUAAUCUAAUGGGUUGAGAUUCCAAAAUGUGAACUAUAUCUAUAUCUAUUGCUAUCUAGAUAUCGAUAGAUAGAUAGCUAGAUAGAUAGAUAGAUAGAUUUUUUUCUUUAAGUACAUACACAUUUAAUCAUCAAGGAUCUUCUUUCUUUUUUAGAUAAAAGAUUUCAAAGGGAAAGUUUUUGAAAGAGCCCAAAACUUCUCUUUUUUUUCAGUGCUUUCUAAUUUCAUCCCCGCUCUUUUUGUUUUUCCCGUUGCAAAGUUUAUAACCUGGCCAGGGGAGGGGGGAUAGAAAGGCUGAUUCAAACUGGUACCUAACCCUGAAUGAAUGCAGAUUUUUGGGGGUUAAAACUAAUGGAAGGCAAAAAUCACAAUUCAUUUCUUUAAAAAAAAAAAUCUGCAAAAAAGGCCUAAGUGGUUUAGACACCCCAGCUGCUCCCACUUAAACACCCACUUUAGACACCCCCACUUAAAAAGCCUCUUUUUGUUUUCCACGCAAUUUUAAACACUAGGGGUUUGGAAGUAGAUUCAGGUUUUGCUUUAUAAAAGGGGCCUUAAAGGACCUGUUCCCAUCAUGAGAACGAGGCGGCGAUAGCCGAUAGCCAAGCAUCAGAUCAAACAGAACAGGUUAAGGUGUUUUUUCAUGAGAGAGCAAGGCAUUUUAUGACGGGGAGACCUGUCAUCCCGUGUUUAAACCCACCACAAACCCAUCCACUUUGAAGUGAAAUAAAAAACGGGGGUGAACGACUUCCGGGCGCUGGAAUCGCACCAGGGCAGCUCUUUGCUGGUCCCAAGGACCGGGCCGGUCCCCUUAGGGAGCGAUCUGCAAAUAGCAUCGUGCCAGUAUGUCCAGAUUGGAAAAGGUUACAUCCGGAUCUCGGGAGAGGGAGGUCAAAAAGACGUGAUUUUUCUUUUUAAGGAAGGAAAUAGAGGAUGGGGAGAAAUAUUUCUCUUCUCUGCCUGGGAUCCAUAUCAUAACAGAACCGACCAAACGCUUUUUGCUAAAAAGGGGAGAUCGUCGCCAGAGUAAGAACGCGCGGCCUUCGAAAGCUUGUCUCAGUCCAUCCUUACCAGACAGCUGGUCCAGUAAAAGACAUCGCCCCCCAAAAAUACUUGCUGAAUUGAAGGAUCGUUGCGCUGCUCGGCAAUAAAAGACAUGGCCAAAAAAAUACUUGCCGAAUUGAUGGAUCACGGCACUGGGCUGCAAACUCGGGGAAAACCUUAUCUAGAAUUGAUGCAGCAACAAACCUCGUAUCCAUCCACGCUCUGCUUCCUCAAAAAGCCAUUUUUAAUACAUUUAUCUUGCCCUUUUGGGGUCCUUUUAAAGACCUUUCAGCAGCCCGGCGGAUAUAUUUCAAUCUGUAGGGCUCACAGACAGUAUUGCAGAUUAUUUUCUGUUAAUAGUACCAUGGGUCUAGGAGAGAGAAAGACGCAUGAAUGCAGUUUUGAAGGGAGAUGGAGCUAAAAAAACCCUGCAACCCCCCUCGGUUUCUCUUCUCUGCUUGCUGCAACCAGGCAGCUGGCUGGCGCACCUCAUCCAAGGGCUUUAGGCUCAGGUGGACCUGUGGGUCCCCUCACCCGCUGUCCCGGAUUUAGCAGGAUUAGAAGAACCGUCAUUUGACCGGAAUUUGUCAAACCCUCGUUAACACCCCAACGCACCCCCUAAGGGAGGCUUAUGUCCUCCAGACACCCCCACCCCUUCCACAAGCAGCUCAGGUCUUUGGGAACCAAAGAGGCAGUGGGGUGUCUAAACCACUUGGGCCUCGUUGCAGAUUCAUCCCUUGAUAUUUUGCCGGCUAGAGGCAGGUUCUGACUCCUUCCUGGACAUAGGUGUCUCUCCCUUUCGGGGAGACCCUACUGGCGUCUCUCUCUUUUGGGGAGACCCAAGGGUCUCUAUCUUUCGGGAAGACCCUGCUGAUGUCUCUCUAUUUUGGGCAGACCCUACUGAUGUCUCUUUUGGGGAGACCCAAGGGUCUCUAUCUUUUGGGGAGACCCUUUUGGUGUCUCUCUUUUGGGCAGAGCCUUCCGGGGUCUCUCUCUUUCGGGGAGACCCUUCUGGAUCUCCAUCCUCUGCAGAUUUGGGGGCUCCCAGAGCUUUCUCCUCAGCCCUGUUUGAAGGCCCGUCUCCCAGCCCCUUCCAGAGCAGGGGGAUGCCGGCGCCAAUGACCUGCAAAGUGUCUGUCUGCCAUUCAUUUCCCCUCCUUUGCUUAUCUGCCAUGAGAGGAGCCGGGUCGGGGAGCUAAUGAGCAUCACCCUUUGCAAAUUGGCACAGGAAGCCUUUUGAACGACACUCCCUUGUUUUGCAAACCCCCCUGUUGGUUUUUGGUGGAGAGAAGAGAAAGCAAGACCCCCCCCCCCAACCCCCCAGGUCUCUGAAGCAGCCCAGAGACAGCCUCCAACAGAGCGGGCGGAGGGGGAAGGACAGAAGCCGUGGGAGGGGAAACCCAAGCCCCUUCCCGCCCAGGGUCAUACUAAACACCCAGAAGCAAGAUAAGGUGACAAUGCUCAAGGCCAAAAGCCAGGGUCAAAGAGGUCGAGAGAAUAAUAAUAAAAGCACCAGAAAACCCAAAUGUAACGGCAAUAAAAGAGAUCAUCUCCCCCCCAUCCCGGCUGGUCUGGCUGCUACGUUUGUGCAGCUCCGUGCGCGGGUGGGUGCACUUGCAAGAGGCUUUGGAGAGCGCUCAAGGGCGUUUCUCCCUCUGACCCGUCCAGCUCGGAUCUGCCACGUCCAGCCGCCCGUGCCAAAGCAACCCACCCGACCUGAAUGGGUCUGUGCCCAAAUCCCCUGGUCCUGCUGGCUGGGAUCUUCCCGCACAGCUUUGAUGGGCAGCCCAACCUGGCAGCUCCCUGUGCUGCGUUUUGCCUUCAAUCCCCAGCUCCUGGAGUCCCGUGAAAACCCAGCUUUGAUUCGACCCAUCUCCUAGCUCACCAACGAGGCACCCCAGCUCGAAACCCAGCCCGUUUUCCCAGCUAAGGGGAAUUGCCCUUUAUUGUCAGGUUGGAUUCGCCGUUGCCUCCCGGCGACUGGACCGGUCUCGGUCGCAUCUAUUAUGAUUUUGUUUCCCCUCGGGUGCAAUCCAGAGAUUCCCGGACCCGAGCCCCGUCACGCUUGGAGCUGUACGAACUCUAAUCAGCCCUUUCCUGGGCUCCCUUCGCCCCAUAGACAUGGGGUUUGGGUUUCAAAUCCGGAAUUGGGGGACUUGUAACCAACCCUUUACUGCUAGGCAUCACUGCCCUUCGUUUGCUAGGCAGGGUUUGGGCAGAGUCAGGCCUGGAAAUGCAGCCCGUGGAAAGGCAUAUACCCGCUACUUAUUUAUGAGCUCGUUAAAACCCUGGUAAUUAACCCAAGCAAGUCCUAAGGCUGGUACGAGGGACCUGGGCCUGGGAAGGGAGUGCAAGGACUAGGGUGAAAGGAUGAAACACUCGUGCCCCACUUUCACGGGGUCGCUGCGCACGGCAGCCAGGGGAGAAGGAAUUAGGAUUCUGCCUAUGCAGCACGGCGCCAAUUAGACCCGUCCUGAGCAGAGGACGCAGCUCAUCCGUGGGAGGACGCCCAAGGUUGUUGCCCUGGAAGGGGGGGGCAGGAUGGACACAGAGGGUCUCCCCACGGGAGCCCCUCUGCUCUCGUUAGCUGGGAGCCCUGCGUUAUACCAGACCCUAGAGACCCUGGUUGGGAUCAGGGCCCGGCGUGCUAGGUGCUGGACAGACUUCCAGCAAACAGCCCCCCCCGCAGAGACAGGGACAUGCCCAGGGUUGCAGGGUUGCAGUGGCAGAGACCCCAGACUCCACUGGGCACCCUCAUAGGGGCCUGGCAGCCCUGGGUUCGAGACGGGCACGGAGGGGUGGGGCGCGGACAGCUGAGCUGGGUGAAAUCUGGGCAUCUACCCCCGCCCAGAGCCCGGCCUGCGUGUUUGAUGCUCCCGGCAAGACCCUCCCGUCUCUCGGCUAGCCCCGUCCCGGGGAGGACAGCUCCGCGCAGCCCACCCGAGAUCUCCCCUGACCUAUUUGCGGCCCUGCCAGGCGACUUCAAGGGCUGCGGUGAAGCCGGCCUGGGACUCUGAGCCGCCCGGGGUCACCUAGCACCGGCCCCCACCCCCCGAGCAUGAUGUCUUACAUCAAGCAGCCCCAUUACACCGUCAACGGGUUGACCCUGGCUGGGCCAGGCAUGGAUCUACUCCAUUCUGCCGUCGGAUACCCAACCACCCCUCGGAAACAGCGCCGGGAGAGAACCACCUUCACGCGGGCGCAGCUGGACAUCCUGGAGGCGCUGUUCGCCAAGACCCGCUACCCCGACAUCUUCAUGCGCGAGGAGGUGGCGCUGAAGAUCAACCUGCCCGAGUCCCGGGUGCAGGUCUGGUUCAAAAACCGUCGGGCUAAAUGCCGCCAGCAGCAGCAGCAAAGCACGGGGCAGGCCAAAGCGCGGCCGGCCAAGAAGAAGAGCUCCCCGGCCCGCGAGCCCAGUGCGGAGCCCAGUGCCGCGGGGCCCUACAGCCCGGCGGGGCCCGGGCCGGCCGGCACGCCCAGCUCGGCGCCGGGAGCCACCGUGUCCAUCUGGAGCCCGGCGUCCAUCUCGCCCAUCCCGGACCCGCUGGCGUCGUCGGCCGCCCCGUGCCUGCCGCGCUCGGCGCCCUACGCCAUGACCUACAGCCAGGCGCCCGGCUACGGCCAGAGCUACGCCGGCUCCGGCUCCUACUUCAGCGGCCUGGACUGCAGCUCCUACCUGUCCCCCAUGCACCCGCCGCUGGGCGCCCCCGGCGCGGCGCUCAGCCCCAUCGCCGCGCCCAGCAUGGGCAACCACCUCAGCCAGUCGCCGGCCUCGCUGUCCAGCCAGGGCUACGGCGCGGCCGGCCUGGGCUUCGGCCCCGUCGAUUGCCUCGACUACAAGGACCAGACGGGCUCGUGGAAGCUCAAUUUCAACGCCACGGACUGCUUGGAUUAUAAAGACCAAAGCUCCUGGAAGUUCCAGGUCUUGUGAAGCCGGGGUGGGGGCGACACCCCAUCUCUACCCCCCGCCCCCUCGGCCCCGCUCCGUGCGAGGCGUGCGAGCACGGGGCUUGGUGUGAGCCCCCCCCCCCCCC